Messenger RNA from Penicillium brevicompactum, 978 nucleotides. RefSeq lists its product as uncharacterized. The record is from RefSeq and is a predicted model, not a curated record. NCBI's taxonomy places the organism in Eukaryota, Fungi, Ascomycota, Eurotiomycetes, Eurotiales, Aspergillaceae. Gene Ontology annotation, molecular function: nucleic acid binding. Bases 1 to 978 code for a protein of 325 amino acids. The transcript has a single exon.
AUGGCGCCGAGGCUCCCUCCGAAGCUCGAGAUGAUCCGUGAUAUGAUACAUAGCGAAUCACUAAACACAUCGCAGAUGGCUGAAGCGGCUGAAUGUCUUGAGCGUCCAAUCAUCAACCUCCGCAACAACCUUCACCAAUUUGGGAAUGUCAGAGCGCCUCCUACACGUGUUGGACGACGACGAAGCAUCACCCCUCCAAUGCUAGAGGCAAUAUGUGAUCAUCUUCUUGAGAAACCUGGGCUAUAUGUGGAUGAGAUGGCCCUGUUUUUAUGGGAUGAAUUCCAUAUUCAGGUAACGAAUUCGAGUCUUAAGCGGGCUCUUGUGUCUGUCGGCUGGUCGAAAAAGGUGGCUCGACAAAGAGCAAAGGAACAAAACGCCGAUUUGCGAGACUUCUUUCUACACAACCUAUCGGACUUCCAAUCCUAUCACUUAGUCUAUGUGGACGAGUCCGGAUGCGAUAAACGAAUUGGUUUUAGACGGACCGGCUGGUCUCCGGUCGGCGCGACACCUUUGCAGGUUUCCAAAUUCCAUCGUGAUCAACGAUAUCAGAUUAUUCCUGCAUACGCCCAAGAUGGUGUUGUCUUUUCUCGAGUAUUCCAAGGCUCGACUGAUGCAGCUGUAUUUGAGGAUUUCAUUGAGCAACUUCUCAAACAUUGCGGAAAGUGGCCUGAACCAAAGUCCGUUGUAGUCAUGGAUAACGCAUCUUUUCAUCAUUCUGAGCGAAUCAAAGAACUAUGUGCCAAUGCAGGAGUAAAAUUGGGUUACCUGCCACCUUACUCACCUGAUUUGAAUCCCAUCGAGGAGUUUUUCUCUGAGCUGAAGGCGUUCAUCAGGCGGAAUUGGCGGCGAUAUAAGCAAAGCCCGGACCAAGGAUUCGCCUUUUUCCUUGAGUGGUGUAUCGAGGCUGUUGGAUCUCGAGAAGAAAGUGCAAAGGGCCAUUUCCGGCACGCUGGCGUUGUUGUUGAAAAUUAUUAUUGA